AUGACGCAGGAAGAGGGAAAGGCUUACUUUUCGCAGAAGAAAUACAAGGAGGCCCUCCGCUCCUAUGCUGCCGCUUUGAGCCAUUUGAAGCAGGACAGUGAUACUGAGAAGGAGCAAGCCGCGGCGUUGCGUGCGAAUCGCUCGUUAUGUUGCCUUCAACUGGGAGACAAUGAACUGGCAUUGGCAGAGGCGGAACAAGCCAAAGUUUUGUCGCCCGCCUGGCCGAAAGCACAUUUUCGUGUGGCCACUGCCCUCAAGGCCUGCGGGCGUUUGGGCGAUGCACGUCUGGCCACCUGCGAAGCCUUGCGUUUGGCGCCGAAGGAUGGCACCAUUCAGGCCUUGCAAAAGGAGCUGCGACAAGAGCUCUUUGCAGAUUGCAGCGCAUUCGGCGAGGCCCUGGACGCGUUGGAGGAUUUCAAUCGCUCUCCUGAAGAAACCAAAAGGGCUGCGCAGGUCGUCAAGGACAUGCUGUUGAGUGAUGUGAAAGAGGACGUCUUGCGAGCGUUCAUGGCGUCGGCAGGAUCAAAGACCAUCUUUCGACGUCAGAAUGCCAUGGGAGAUAACUGGCAGGAAGAAGCUCGGAAUGGCACCAUGUCUCUCCUCAGCGAGAUCACCAAAGCAGGUCCCCAACUUGAAGAAGAGCUGGUCCGCUUGAACCAAGAGGCGGAAGCCCUGGAAGGCAGCUGCAACGCCGCGGGCUGCAGCGAUCCUCAUACCAUGAGUAAGGCCCAGGAAGCCAAGUUGGACCGACAGAAAGUGGCGCCACCACCGGCACUGCCUGAGGAGGAAGCCUUCUCUGGAAUCUCGAAAAAUCGCAGGAAGAAAAAAGGACAAGGUUUGCCCAAAGACACCGCCGCACCGGCAAAACUGGCAGAACCUUCCAAUGUUUGCUUGAGUUUGCCUACGAUGUCAACAAAGGCGACGGAUUUGUUGUUCUCCUUCGGACCGCUGCGCGCGUUGGCCGUUGCCGCUGCAGUUGCGCAGGAUUGGGCAAAGGCAGCAAGCAGGUUCGGUGAAAACGGUCACGCUGAUCCGUCCAGCGUCGAGAUCCGACAGGCAAGCUGGCUCCGAUGGGCAGAGAUCCUUUGCCCAGGUGUGGCCGAUCUACAGAUUGCUUCUCCGAUGAUGGGUAAGCAGUUGCUGAAACAUUUGGUUGCUGCACCCGAAAGAGUCGCAGAAUCCAAAAUGGUCGCAGAUUCCAUGGCCACCUGGUCCUUCAUCCUGGAGAUUUGGCGAGACGACAGGCGAUUGUGGGCCACCUGUCUCACUGGAGCCCAUGCAUUGCCCGGAUUUUUGGAGGCUGAAGCUACAGAGCCAGGCGAACGAAACUACCCCCUUUGGUCUGCGUAUCCCACCUGCUACGAGCGCAUGGACGUGUUGCUGCCCGGGGAAGCGCGUCGCAGCACGUUGGCCGGAGUGGUCGCUUCCCUUGGCGACUGCGGCGACCGCCAUCUGCGGGGGAAAGCCUUGGCCGUGUCCGGAGCAACUACGCUGGCGCUCCCGGUGUCGCUGCAUGCGGGGAGUCGCUUCAGCAAGGAGGUCCUGACGUCCAACAUUGGGCCGCUUCAACUGGUGCUGGGCCUUGGUGCGCGCAACGUGUUGCCAAGCCCCAAGGCACAGUGUCCUGUUGGAUCUUUGGAGUUUCUUUGUGGCCUGGCUUUUGCAGGAGCCGAUGGUCGAUGGUUGGAUCGAGCCACCAUCUCUGCGUUGUUGAGAGUCAGUAGUGAACGUCAGAGGCUGGAAAAAGAGCUGGAGCUGGUGCAGCACAACUUGCGACAACACACCGAGCUCGCCGAUGAGGCUCACAGUGAGAUCGAACGCACCUGCGGCGGGAUCAAGGAUUCGGUACAACACCACAUGGCGACGUCUUUGCGACUGCAGCCCCUUGAUGAUGCCGAAGGCUUUGAGGAUUGA
Cladocopium goreaui is the source of this 1914-nucleotide messenger RNA. The record is from the annotation of a GenBank genome assembly. NCBI's taxonomy places the organism in Eukaryota, Dinophyceae, Suessiales, Symbiodiniaceae.